Messenger RNA from Aspergillus puulaauensis, 576 nucleotides. It is a transcript of the gene PRF1, whose product is annotated as tubulin-binding prefolding complex subunit PAC10. Gene Ontology annotation, molecular function: tubulin binding. Gene Ontology annotation, cellular component: prefoldin complex; cytoplasm. Gene Ontology annotation, biological process: protein folding; tubulin complex assembly; microtubule-based process. Lineage: Eukaryota; Fungi; Ascomycota; Eurotiomycetes; Eurotiales; Aspergillaceae. The coding region runs from base 1 to 576 and encodes 191 amino acids. The transcript has 3 exons. The record is from RefSeq and is a predicted model, not a curated record.
AUGGCAGACAAAAAGCCCACACAAACACAAACAAACCCGCGGGGUAUCCCCUUCGCCCCCUUCGUCGACAAUGUCGCCGACUACGUCUCCUCGCGCGCCGAAGUCGAAUCAACCAUGCGCUCCUUCCAAGAAAUGAUCUCCAAGUACCAAUUCAUGGAAGUCAACACGCAGCGGCGCGCCGCGGGGCUACGUGAGAAGAUCCCCGAUAUCAAGAAAACGCUAGAGAUGGUGCGCUUCCUCAAGACCCGACGCGAUAAUGGCGGCGCGCCGCUCGAGACGAACUUUGAGUUAAACGAUACCCUGUAUGCGCGGGCGACUGUGGAUACGGCUGAUACUGAGGAGGUGUACCUCUGGCUCGGGGCGAAUGUCAUGCUGGCUUAUCCCAUUGGCGAGGCGCAGACGAUGUUGGAGGAGAAGUUGAGUGCGGCGCAGUUGAGUUCGGCAAAUUGUGAUGAGGAUUUGGAGUUUUUGAGGGAGCAGAUUACGACGCUGGAGGUUGCUACGGCCCGUGUGUAUAACUGGGAUGUGGUGGAGAGACGAAAAGAAAAGGCUGCUGGGAAGGAAGAGGAAAAAUAA